Molecule: messenger RNA, 1894 nt
Organism: Gadus chalcogrammus (walleye pollock)
Lineage: Eukaryota; Metazoa; Chordata; Actinopteri; Gadiformes; Gadidae
Product: coiled-coil domain-containing protein 136-like
Exons: 9
Coding region: 325-1761 (478 amino acids)
Biological process (GO): single fertilization; acrosome assembly
Cellular component (GO): acrosomal membrane
Source: RefSeq, a predicted model, not a curated record
ACAAAGCUUGCCGUCUGUAAAACAGCGUCUUUCCCUCUUCCCUCCUUCCCGAGCGGCAUCUCUCCCACGCUCCGGACCUCCCGAGGUACAGCGCUGCUGUGUCCUCGCGCGUGUGUGUGUGUGUUUGUGCGGAAGCAUUCUUGUGUGUAGAGACCGUUGUUGCUGUUGGUCUCGCUCUCUCUCUCUCUCUCUGCAGCUGAGGUGGGCGUGUGGAGCCCUGACCCUCUCGCCCACUCUCUCUCUCUCUCUCUCUCUCUCUCUCUCUCUCUCUCUCUCUCUCUCUCUCUCUCUCUCUCUCUCCCUCGCUGCUGCUGCUAGGGAGCUAUGGAUGGAUUUCGUUUGCCACCACUCAUCGAGGAAGCACUGGACUCUACAGAUGACCUGUGUGAGCUGAAGUCAGGCAGCAUGGAGGAAGACAACGAUGCGAUGACGGUGAAGGAGCGCGGACUGUUGGGGGAGAACGAAGAGAAGGAGGCCAUGGACCAGGAGAAGAAGCUCAAAGACGAGGAGGAGGAGGAGGAGGAGGAGCUGACCCAGGAGCAGGAGAUCGAGGAGCUGCGCUCCCAGGCGCUGCAGAUGUUGCUGGAGGUGGAGGAGGCCAGAGUCACCUCCAACCGACACCAGGAGAGCUUCCACGAACUGCAAGGUUUCCUGGAGGAUGAGCGUCUGGCCAGUGCCCACCAGGCUGAAGCUUUUACCCGCCAGAUCCAAAAUCUACAAGCCCGGCUGCGCUCGGUGCAGGAGGAGAUGGACAGCCUGGAGGAGGAGAAGGAGAGCGAGCUGUCCGAGGCGCAGGAGGAGCUGCGCGUGGCCCAGGAGGAGGUGGUGCUCCUGCAGCAGGCGGCGGAGGAGGCGGCGGCCGAGCGGGAGAACGACAUCGCCUCGCUGCAGGAGGAGCUCUGCCGGCUGCGGGCGCAGAUGGAGCGGCUGGGCGAGGAGACGCAGGAGUACGAGCUGGAGAUCACCACGCUGAGGGCCGAGAUCAGCAUGAAGAGCCAGCGCAGAGACGCAGAGCGCAGAGAGGGCGACGUGUUCCUGCUAAAGGAGGAGUGCUGCACGCUGAGGGAGGAAUGCCAGACGUUGAGGGCGGAGAACCGACAGAUCUCCGAGAGGCUGCAGCUGCUGCAUCGCCAGAGGACGAGCUCCAGCAGCAUCUACCUCUCACUGAAGGAGGAGGAUGCAGACGUGGAUGAGGAGGUGGAGGAGGAGGCGCCGACGGAGAAGGAGAAGGAAGGCGCCGAGCAGACGGAGACGGCCUCGGCGGCGUGCGCGGCGGAGAGCUACAUGACCGUGAUGGAGCAGCAGACGGCGGUGGGCUCCGGCGGCGGCGGCGGCGGCGGUGGCGGCGGCGGCCGAGGGGUGGACGCCUGCAUCCAGAAGAACAUCUCCUUCGACGGGAAGCCCGGCACGCCAACCGGCUGGAACGGGGGCUUCGGGGAGAUCUCCUCCCUGAGAGACCAGCUGAAGCAGGCGGAGGAGAGGGCGCAGCAGGUCCAGAGGGAGUGCGACGGUCUGAAGACGGAGCUGCGGGAGCUGCAGGUGCUCUAUGACAGCAGCCAGCAGGAGAAGGCGGAGCUAGAGGCGGAGCUUCAGCACUGCAAGGCGGAGCUGGAGAAACUGUCGCACGGAGCUCAGAGCUUCACCCACCCGUCUGAGCACCCUGUUCUCUCCGUCCCCUUCAUAGGACUGAUUGUAAUAGUGGCUGUGAUUUGGUGCUGGCUGUCGGAGCUGGCGUCCCAGAGGGCGAGGGGAGUGAGGUGAGUUUUGAACGCCAAUCUUGACGGCGGGGGCGGCGGGGCAGCGGCGGGGCAGCUGUGCUGAUGGCGACCGGACUGUGGAGAGCCACGCCCCGUGGUUAAACACAAGAGCAUCAGUCUGCUUCAGCCCCCCCCCC